CUUUCUUUCUUUUCUCAGAGCUCUCAGAGAACAGACUAGCUUUUAAGAUAUUGACAUUUAAAUGUAUAUGUUGCUGUUGUCUGGACUUCAGAUCAUACAUAACUCUUGGUGAAUGGAUUUCAUCACCUACCAGCCACUUGACAUCACACCUGACACGAUUUCACAGAAUAGAUUUUUUUCUACUUUUGCCCUCAGAUAGCACUUGUGGUGGGUGUUGUUCUGCCUCUUUUCUGUGUUAUGAAAGAGUGAUAUCUUCCCAUUUUAUUUCUCUGAACACUGUUCAGGCUGCACACUUCCUCCGCACAGCGCCAGACAGAGCAUUGCCAAGGGUGUCGCAGCAAGAUACAAGGAGCCAUUUUCUGACAGGCCUCAAAGUCAAACAUGGCUAUGGAUAUGACUGCCCCGUAACAGAGGAGGUUUCCCAGCCAGCUGUCUUUCAAAGGAGUUGGUAAAUACUUCAUUUAUAUUCAGAAGACAGAGGGGAAAGAAUGAGUUUUGACAGAGUGCCAUCCAAGUCAGAGGUCAUGGGCUGGAAUCCACACCAAUUGUCAGACUACAUGAGGAGGUUGGAGUUAAGUGGAUGUGACAAAGUCAUCGUGAAAUGUAACAUAAAUGGGCAAAGGUUCUUGAACAUGAGUGAAAAUGACAUUCAGAAAUUCCCCAAAGUCCAUUCACCACUUAUCUCCAAAAUAUGCUGUGAAAUCAACAGGAAAGAAGAAAAAAGGCCAUUCUUUACUAAAAGAUCUGCAGCACCAAAAUAUCAUGAACCAGAUACAUCACAAGAGGUUCAGCCCUGGGGACCUGAUGAAUUUGAUGAGGUGAGUGAUGAUGACUAUGAAAGCCCAGAUGCUGAUGAUGAUGACGGCAGUGUGGGCGAUUAUGAGUCACCGACACAGGAUAGUGACAACGACUAUGAGCCACCUCCGUCUGAGCCGCCUGAUGAGAUUCCCCAUAAACUCUGUGCUGCCAAGCGCAUGGCUGAAGAUGACUACAUUGAUAGCUGUACUGCGGUGCGGGGUACUAUAAGGCAACCACCUCCACCACCUCAACGCCCUGGGCCUGGUCCUCCACUCCCCUCCGCCAGUCGCCCUAGUCUAGAGGAGCCUCCCCCACCCAGAAGGGAGCAAUCUCCCCAGCGCCCUGGCAGACUCCCUGGUAAGAUGCCCGCUCCUUUCUCAAGUGCUCCCCCUGCUCCACUGGUUGACCGCAGAAUAAAGCCCACCAAACUGGAUCGAACAAACCUUAAUGAAUCUCCAAUACCAGCAAGGAAGUUGAACACAACAGAUAGGCCUGCUCCACAUUUAUGGAGGCCUCAGACAGAAGAGAGGAGUCCGGACCCUCCCAGGAUGCCCAAACCUCCCCUCCCUCUGUCAGCUAGAGUCAUCAGGAGCAGCUCGUCGGUGGGCAACAGCAGAUAUGUGCCUGGUGCAAGAAAUGAGGUACGAAAGGAAGUGUCUAUGGCCAAAUCCUUCAACUCCAACACAUUUCCUAGACCAGGGCUCCCUACACCACCCUUACAUUCAGACUGCUUGCCACCUAAUAUCGCUACAACUGCUUCAAGACUGCAGGCAUCUUUCUCACACAGGAGCAAGAUUAUGCCCGUGCCGUCACCUGUGCAAGCUUCCAUGCCUCCACCGGCAGACCUAGAGGAUGAACAGGACAUGAACCCUCAGUGGUACGUUGGCCAGGUGACACGGGGCCAAGCGGAGGGCUGUCUCAGACGGGUCAAUAAGGAUGGUGCAUUCCUGGUACGAGACAGUUCUAAGCGCUCGUCCAUCCAGCCCUAUACGCUCAUGGUGCUUUACCAGGACAAAGUCUACAAUAUCCAGAUUCGCUGCGAACAGAAUGAGUUUCUGCUGGGAACUGGUCUUAAGGCCUCAGAGACCUUUCCGAUGGUGGCACACAUCAUCAACCAUUACAAACAGCAACCACUUCUGCUGAUUGAUGCUAAGAACCGUGAAUCAGGUCAGCAGAACCAGUGUCCCCUGAUCUACCCAGCAGGUCUCCAUCCAUCCUUUUAAUAGAAACCUGGGGGAGGGAGAACAAUAACAUGGAGCAAUAGUCAAGAUUGGCAUUGGUUUUAAUAAAAGAAUACCACUAAGUGACUCUUGGAUGAAGAGUACGCCACUGUCAACUGUUUACGCGAUGGACUUCAAAAAGAAAAGUCAAUACCGGUUCAACAAUAUUUGUCGUUUUUUUUCUCUACUUAUGUAUUUAUUUGAGUACGGAGACCACAGAAGCUGAAAAUGUCCAUGUGCGUUGCUCUCUGUUAUUUUCCUGUUACAAGCCUAGAUAGCAGCAAGAUCUGCUGUGAAUCAGAACCAGCAUACAUUAUCCAAGUAAGGAAAUAGUGGGGUAAACAGUCAAUCACUACUGCUGAGCUUUCAUAAUAUGGAAUUGAUUGGCUUCCAAAUAAAACAGUAUUUCUUUCCUGCAUGGUUAAAUGAAAGCAAUAUUAUUUAAUUUCUGACACUGUAUGUUCCUUUAUGUAGCUGUAUUUACUGUUUAAACAAUCUUUGAAUUUUCUUAUUGGAAACUUGUGGCAGAAAUUCUACAAAUCAUUGGUCAUUGAUGGCGGCACACUAGAAAAACUUCACUGACCUCUGUGCCAAAUUCUGCCCAUCUUUUUCAUUGACUUUUGUUUGCCUGAAACAUAGACGAUGACAAAAGGGUUGUCUCACUGCUGAUCUGGUAGUGUAAUAUUAAUACAAGUUCCAAAAAAAUGUAAACAUGUUGCAUCUGCACCACUAACCUGUUGUAAAACAUAAUGCCUCACCACCGGUAUCAUAAUCUGUGUAUAAAAGCUUUAUGUCCCUAA
This is a messenger RNA of Salmo salar (Atlantic salmon), 2818 nucleotides long. RefSeq names its product lymphocyte cytosolic protein 2 (gene lcp2). Lineage: Eukaryota; Metazoa; Chordata; Actinopteri; Salmoniformes; Salmonidae. The record is from RefSeq and is a predicted model, not a curated record. Gene Ontology annotation, biological process: cell surface receptor protein tyrosine kinase signaling pathway; intracellular signal transduction.